Molecule: messenger RNA, 4338 nt
Organism: Plasmodium gallinaceum
Lineage: Eukaryota; Apicomplexa; Aconoidasida; Haemosporida; Plasmodiidae
Product: conserved Plasmodium protein, unknown function
Exons: 3
Coding region: 1-4338 (1445 amino acids)
Source: RefSeq, a predicted model, not a curated record
AUGUCAACAUGGAUAAAUAAAAAGUUAAUAUCAUUUUCAGAAAAAGUAAUUGAAAAUGUGAUAGAUUCUUUUACUAAUAGAAAUACUCCUAUAGAAAAUAUUCAAAAUAUACAAGGUGUAAGAAAAAUAAUUAGUAAAGUUAUUUCAUCAAAAUAUUUUUUUAAAAAUGAUGAUAUACGCUACGAUGCGAAUAAUUUAGAUUUUAAAUGGUAUUUCAAAAAAAAGAAUAAGAAAAAAGGAAAAUGGAAGAAAAAAAAGAAAAAAAUUGAAGAAAAAACUUUUGGAGAUAUUAAAAAGAAAGAUAACAAUAAAAAAAAAAAUUAUAAUGAUGAUGAAAAAAAUAACAAUUCUAAUGAUAUAAAUUAUUCAAAAAUAGAUGAUUCACAUGUAUCCUCAUCCUUUUUAUUAAAUGUUAAUAAGGAAAAAAAAAAAUAUAAAAAUGGGAAGAGUAUAUUAACGAAGAAAGAUAAUUACCUCAUUGAUUAUAAUAAUGUUUCAAAUAAAUCUUCAAAUAAAAUAGCAUCAUCAAAUUCUAAUAUGGUAUCAUUAUGUUGUUCACCUUCUUUUCAUUCAUCUGAUUGUUCUUCUAAUUCUUCAAGUUCGUCAUCAUAUUCUAAAUCUGAUUCUGUUUCUUCCGAAUUUAAAGUUUCUUCAUCUAAUGUACCAUCUUCUUUUUUAACAUCAAAUUCUGAAAAGAACCUUGCAUAUAUCAAUGAAAAUUCAUCAAACUCUAACCUUUUUGAAGAAAAUAAAGAAAACUAUUAUAUGAGAAAGGAAAGUAGUUUAUGCAAAAUAAAUUUAUUUAUUAAAGAAGCAAAAUUAUUAUUUUUUAACAAAAAUAUAAAUAUUAGUGAUGUAUCUAUAUAUGUAACAACUAUAUUAGAAGAUAGAAAAUAUGUUGGAAAAUUAAGAAAAUUGAGUUCAAGAACACUACCAUUGAAUAAUUUGAUAAUAAAUGAAUAUAUUAAUCAUAAUGUUAAAGAUAUUUUUACAGAUAUUGUAAUAAAUGUAAAAUAUAAAAAUAGAAAAAAAGAAAAAGAAGAUAUAGUUUUAGGAAGAGCUAUUAUACCAUUAUUUUUACUUUUAAAUACUUAUAAAUGCAAAAUUAAAAAAAUUAAAAACAAAAUGAAAUAUUGUAUGAAAUGUUUUCUAUGGCUACACAUAUUUCCAUGUAAUAAUAAAUUAUUUAAUUAUAAAUUUUUUAAACCAGUUGAAGGAUUUGAAGAAUAUGGGAUGUUGAAUCCUUUGUACACAUUGGGUUUUUUAAAUAUUAAAAUUAAAAUAAUUUUUAAAAAAAAUCCUUUUUUUUUAACCUUUUUUAGUAAUAUGAGGAAGCCAAUGUUUUAUUAUAAAUUGCCUCUUCAAUUUGAACCGCUUUAUUGCCAUUAUUAUAGUGAAAAUUUUUAUGUUUAUCUUACUCAUUUACCUCUUUGGUUAUAUAAAUUUUUUUAUAUUUUUAACCACAGAAGAAUUGAAAAGAUACAAUUAAAUUGUUUUGAUUUUAUUUUUAUCCUUCUUUUUUGGUUAUUUUUAUUUCGAUUAGUUGUUUUCUCCCCAUUUUGCCAUUUAUUUAUUCAUAUGUUUUUCUGUAUUUUAUUUGUUUCAUUAUCUUAUAAAUAUGGAAUGAUAGACUACAAUAAAAAUGUUUUUUAUAACUUUCGUCCAAUUAAAGAAACUAAAAAGAAAAGUUCUUAUGAACAAAUUAAAUCAGAAAUUGAAAAUAGGAAUAUUUGCCACAAUGAAAAAAAGAAUGUACAUUUUUAUAAUAAAGAGAGAGAAAUAUCUAUAUCUGGUGUUGAAAUAGAUUCUAAUUAUUGCAAGUAUCCUUGUAAUAUUGAAAAAAUAGAAGAUAGUAAUAAAGAAAGUUUUAACAAUUGUUCUAAAAAUGAAAAUUUGUCAAAUUGUACUUUAAAUAUCUGUGAUUCGAAAAAAUUAUAUUUAUCAAAUAAUAGAAUAAAAAAUGACAUAGAAGAAAAUAAAAUGAGAAGUAUUUCAAAUAUAGAUAAAAUUUAUAAAUUGAGCAAAAAGGAUGAAGUAAAUGAUAAUGAUAAUUAUAGUAGUGCUAAUUAUAAUUACAAAUAUGAUGAUAAUUUAAGUAAUAAUAGUUGUUGCAAUAUAUAUCAUGUAAAUUGUUACAAUGGUGAUUAUAUAAAUUUUAAUAAUAAUAGUAAUUUUUGUUCGGCUGAAGAAAAUAAUUUAAUAAAAGAUUUCAGCAGCACCAAUAAGGAUAAUUUAAAAAUAGAAGAUGAUAUUUACACAAAUGAAGAAAUUAAAUAUAUAAAUAGAUUAAAAUUAAAGGAUGAAAUAAUUAAAAAUAAAACUGAAUCUGUAGAAACUUCAGAUAUAAAAAAAAAAACAAAUAAUAAUAAAAAGAAAAUUUUAAGUUCUAUAGAAGAAAUAAGUAAUAAAAAAGGAAACUUAACAAAUUUUGCAAAAAAGAUACAGAAUAUUAUGUUUGAUAAUAAAGAUAAAAAUAAUUGGAAAAGUUUUAAUAAAAAUAAAAACAUAAAUGGAUUUAUUAGUAUAUUUAACAAAAAAAAUGAAAAAUUACCUCCUUUAUGCACAGAAGAAGAAAAAUACUCAUGUAAAGAAAAAGGCGUAUUUGAAAAUGAAAAGAAUAAAGAAGAAAGAAAUAUCAUAAAAAAUUUUCCAAAAUCAGAUAAGGAUAAAGAGAAGAAAAAUUAUAAAAUAGAUAUAUCUGUUAUUGAUAAUAAUAAAGAAAAUAUAAAUAAUUUAAAAAAUGAAUGCGAAGUUAGUAGAGAAUAUGAAAACGAAAGCAUUUUUAAUUUAUCAUAUAAUGUAUCAGAUCUAAGUAAAUAUGAGAACAAUACAGGAAUUAAUGAUGAAGUGACUCCAAAUUCGGAUUUUGUUAACAAUCCAAUAAAUUCUCAUAAUAAUUGUAAAAAUGAAAAUAAUGAUAAAAAUAAUAUGGUCCAUUCAAAUAAUAUUAGUACCUCAUGUAUUUAUUCAAAUAAUUCUUCAGAAGUUAAAUCACCAAAGAAAAAUUUUCUUUUAGAAGCUUUUAACAAUAAUUGUUCUGCUAAUGAUCAAAAUAAUUUUUUUGAUGUUAAAAAAAAAUAUCCUCAAAUGCCUAUUGUUAAAUCCCCUUUUCAUAAUUUUUAUUUAUGCAUAAAUUCAAUAAAUAAUAAAAAUGUUCCCAUUUUUUCUAAUAAUAUAGAAGUUCCAAAAAUCCAUAUAAUUCUUAAUAGAUUACUUACUUUAGUGACAUUAUCUCAAAAUUUUACUGGAUUAUUUACAAUAAAUUAUGAAAAAAUUAAAUAUGCAUUUAAUUGGGAUUUUGAUUUUUACACAUCAGUAAAUUUACUUAUUUUAUUUCUUAUAUGUUAUAGUUUAUCCUUUGUUUUAUACUUUUUAUCUUUUGUUCCAUUUGUUGUAUUCCGCUUUUUUUUUUUUGUUUUACUUUCCUUUUUGAGCAUAAAAAGUUAUGAUUUUACAGAAAAUGGGCAUAGAGCUAUUAUAUAUUAUAAAAAAAAUAGAAAUAAAGGAAUAAAAAAAAAUUUUUUUAAAAAAUUUAAAAUAAUUAAGAUAAUGAAUAAUAUAUUUAAGAGGAAACAGAAAUCAAAAAAAUAUAUUUUUCUGAAAUUCUUUCUUAAAAUUUAUAAAUUCUUCAAGAAUAUUUCACAGAAAAUUAUUUUGUAUAUUUCAUUUGGGAUUUUUUUUAUUAAAAAUUGGUAUAUGAGAUUAUUAAUUUUAAAAGAUAUUGAUCAUAUGCAUAUAGCUAAAUUACAGGCUUUCAAAAACUUAUACUUUUUUAUACAUAAGCGUAUGAAGAAAACAGGAAAUACAAUAAAAUCAAAUGAGACCAAUAAUAAUAUUAAAUUAAAUGAAACAUCUAACACCAAGAGAAAGAUUUCUAAUGAAGAAAAAACAAAUCAUACUGAUGAACAAGAUAAAAAAUUUAUGAAAUUUCGCAUGUGUGAAAAUUAUAAAAAUAUAGAGGCUUGUAUUUACUCAUCAAGUGAUAAAGAAGCAGUUAGUAAAACGAAUGAAAAUGAAAAUGAAAAUGAAAAUACUGAUGAGGAUAAUGAUUCUUUAAGCCAAAUAACGGAUAAUGGAAGCAUGAAUGUUCAUGUUGAUAUUUUUUUACAUUAUUAUUUUAAAAAAAGAAAAUAUGAUUUAUUCAACAAUUUUAUUAAUAUUAAUAGAAAUCAUAUGUAUAUGUAUAAGGAUAUAAAUUUAUGUUAUUCUAAUGAGGAAGAAAAAAUUAAUCAAUUAAAUUAUAGUGAAUAUUUUAAUAGUGAAAAUAAUUAUUCUAGUUCAUACGAUAUCAAUAAAAAAAAAAAAAUUAAGACAAAUUCUAACUAUUUGUGUAUAUAA